Molecule: messenger RNA, 7165 nt
Organism: Motacilla alba alba
Lineage: Eukaryota; Metazoa; Chordata; Aves; Passeriformes; Motacillidae
Gene: CDC42BPB
Product: CDC42 binding protein kinase beta
Exons: 39
Coding region: 318-5567 (1749 amino acids)
Biological process (GO): actomyosin structure organization; peptidyl-threonine phosphorylation
Cellular component (GO): cytoskeleton; cytoplasm
Molecular function (GO): ATP binding; protein serine/threonine kinase activity
Source: RefSeq, a predicted model, not a curated record
CCUGCCCACGUCGGAGCGCGCGGGCGCCGCGCGGUGGGCGUGGCCGGAGGCGCUCCGAGGGACGCGCCGGGCCCGGGGAGGAGGAGCGGGAUCGGCAGCGGGAUCGGCCCUUCCCCGCCGCCGGGGCGAGGCCGCAGCGGAGCGGGGCGGGGGGAGGCCGGGUCCGGCCCAUGGACCGUCCGUGCCCGACGCGGAGCCCGUGGAAGGAGCCGCUCGGCCGCGGGAGGCGGCGCGGGGCGGCUGAGAGCGGCUGAGCCCCGGGGCCUUCGCUUCGCCCCGUCCCGUCCGCGCCCCGCGCCCGCCGCCCGAGCGGCACCAUGUCGGCCAAGGUGCGGCUGAAGCGGCUGGAGCAGCUGGUGCUGGACGGGCCGCAGCGGCACGACAGCGUGCUGAGCGUGGAGACCCUGCUCGACCUCCUGGUCGGCGUCUACGCCGAGUGCAGCCGCGACUCGCCGCUCCGCCGCGACCGAUACGUGUCCGACUUCCUCGAGUGGGCAAAACCAUUUACAAAAUUGGUAAAGGAAAUGCAACUCCAUCGAGAUGACUUUGAAAUUAUAAAAGUGAUUGGAAGAGGUGCAUUUGGAGAGGUUGCAGUUGUUAAAAUGAAGUGUACGGAGCGCAUUUAUGCAAUGAAAAUUCUAAAUAAAUGGGAAAUGCUUAAAAGGGCCGAGACAGCUUGCUUCCGAGAGGAGAGAAAUGUCUUGGUGAAUGGAGAUUGUCAGUGGAUUACUACAUUGCACUAUGCCUUUCAAGAUGAGAACUAUUUGUAUCUGGUGAUGGACUACUAUGUUGGUGGUGACUUGCUGACACUUCUCAGUAAGUUUGAAGACAAGCUUCCUGAAGAUAUGGCUAGGUUCUACAUUGGUGAAAUGGUGCUUGCUAUACAUUCCAUACAUGAGCUGCAUUAUGUGCACAGGGACAUAAAGCCUGAUAAUGUUCUUUUGGACAUGAAUGGCCACAUACGACUGGCAGACUUUGGGUCUUGUCUGAAAAUGAGUGAAGAUGGCACAGUACAGUCAUCAGUAGCAGUGGGUACUCCUGACUACAUCUCUCCUGAGAUACUGCAAGCAAUGGAAGAUGGAAUGGGGAAAUAUGGGCCUGAGUGUGACUGGUGGUCACUGGGUGUCUGCAUGUAUGAAAUGCUGUAUGGUGAAACACCCUUCUAUGCAGAGUCACUCGUGGAAACCUAUGGGAAGAUUAUGAAUCAUGAAGAACGAUUUCAGUUCCCAUCCCAUGUUACAGAUGUAUCUGAAGAAGCAAAAGAUCUUAUUCAGAGACUUAUCUGCAGCAGGGAGCGCAGGCUGGGACAGAAUGGAAUAGAGGAUUUUAAGUCUCAUGCAUUUUUUGAAGGACUUAAUUGGGAUAACAUCCGAAACCUAGAAGCACCUUACAUUCCAGAAGUUAGCAGUCCUUCUGACACCUCGAACUUUGAUGUAGAUGAUGAUGUACUAAGAAAUCCAGAAGUGGUGCCACCAAGUUCUCAUACAGGCUUUUCUGGAUUGCAUUUGCCAUUCGUUGGGUUUACAUACACAACUGACAGCUCUUUAUCUGAUAGAGGCACUUUAAAGAGUGUGCUGCAGUCUGACACUGUAACCAAAGAUACGGAUGUACAGCGAGACUUAAAGAACACUUCACAAAUAGAAGGCUAUGAAAAGAAAAUACGGAAAUUAGAGCAAGAAAAGCAGGAUUUGAACAGAAAACUGCAAGAAUCUACACAGACAGUGCAGAACCUCCAAGGUCCAGUGUGUGUUACAGCAAAUACAAGCCGUGAUAAGGAGAUUAAAAAAUUGAAUGAAGAAAUUGAACGGUUGAAGAACAAAUUAACAGAUAUAAGUAAACUGGAAGCACAGCUUGCAGAUGCAGUGGCUUUUCGACAAGAGCAUGAAGACUCCAUACACAAGUUGAAAGGACUAGAAAAGCAGUGCAGAGUACUGAGGCAAGAAAAGGAGGACCUUCAUAAGCAACUUGUAGAAGCCUCAGAGAGAUUAAAGAUGCAGUCCAAAGAGCUGAGGGAUGCCCACCAACAAAGGAAGCUGGCUGUGCAGGAGUUCUCUGAGCUCAGCGAGAGGAUGGGGGACCUGCGCUCCCAAAAGCAGAAGCUGUCCCGGCAACUUCGCGACAAAGAGGAGGAGCUGGAAGUGAGCAUGCAGAGAAUCGAUGCGCUGCGCCAGGACGUCCGGAAAUCAGAGAAGAUGAGAAAAGAGCUGGAAGCCCAACUUGAAGAAGUCGUAGCAGAAGCAUCAAAAGAACGCAAGCUCCGUGAGCAUAGCGAGGUUUUCUCCAAACAACUGGAAAAUGAACUGGAAGCUCUAAAGUUGAAGCAGGGAGGCCGGGCAGCUGGUGCUACACUGGAACAUCAGCAGGAGCUUUCCAAAGUUAAGUCUGAGCUGGAAAAGAAAAUCUUAUUUUAUGAAGAGGAGUUGGUCCGACGAGAAGCGUCACAUGUUUUGGAAGUAAAAAAUGUGAAAAAGGAAGUACAUGAUUCAGAGAGCCAUCAGCUUGCACUCCAGAAAGAGAUCAUGAUACUAAAGGAUAAAUUAGAGAAAAUAAAGCGAGAGAGGCACAGUGAAAUGGAGGAAGCAGUCGGAACCAUGAAGGAGAAAUAUGAGCGUGAAAGAUCUAUGCUCUUGGAAGAUAACAAAAAACUAACAACAGAAAACGAGAGGCUCUGCUCCUUCGUGGACAAGCUAACAGCACAGAACAGACAGCUGGAAGAUGAGCUCCAAGAUCUAGCAGCAAAGAAGGAAUCUGUUGCUCACUGGGAAGCUCAGAUUGCAGAAAUCAUUCAAUGGGUAAGCGAUGAGAAGGAUGCUCGUGGCUAUCUCCAAGCAUUAGCUUCCAAGAUGACAGAAGAACUAGAAUCGCUGAGAAGUUCCAGUCUGGGGUCACGAACACUGGAUCCGCUUUGGAAAGUGCGCCGCAGUCAAAAGUUGGAUAUGUCAGCAAGGCUGGAAUUACAGUCAGCCCUUGAUGCAGAAAUUCGUGCCAAACAACUGGUUCAAGAAGAGCUACGGAAAGUUAAAGAUGCAAACAUCUCUUUUGAAAGUAAAUUAAAGGAAUCAGAAGCAAAAAAUAGAGAACUGUUGGAAGAGAUGGAAGGUUUGAAGAAAAAAAUGGAAGAAAAAUACAGAACAGAUUCAGGUCUCAAACUUCCAGACUUUCAAGAUUCCAUUUUUGACUAUUUCAACACCUCUCCUCUUGCACGUGAUUUGACUUUCAGAGAUUCUGUUUCUUCUUCGUCUACAUCUUCUCUGCUAGCCUUUUGGGAAGAAACCAGCUCUAUUAGUGAGCAGGAGAUGCAGGGUCCCAAGUCAGAGGUUUCACCAUCUACUUCAGUUGUAACUGCAGAGCAACAGCAAGAAUUUCUUGUGAUUCAGGAACCAAUUCGGCUUCAGAGGAUGCCUGCUGCUCCUUCCCCCACCAUUCAGUCCAUUUCUCUAGCUGUACCAAAGCCUAAAGCUCACCAGCUCAAUAUCAAGUCGUUCACAAGCCCCACUCAGUGUAGUCAUUGCACCUCUCUUAUGGUGGGAUUAGUUCGACAAGGUUAUGCCUGUGACGUGUGUUCAUUUGCAUGCCAUGUUUCCUGCAAGGAUAGUGCACCUCAGGUCUGCCCUAUACCCCCUGAACAAGCCAAAAGGCCUCUUGGAGUAGAUGUGCAAAGAGGAAUAGGAACAGCCUACAAAGGUUAUGUCAAGGUCCCAAAGCCUACAGGAGUUAAGAAAGGGUGGCAGAGGGCUUAUGCAGUUGUCUGUGACUGUAAACUGUUCUUAUAUGAUGUGCCUGAAGGAAAAUCCACCCAGCCUGGAGUUGUGGCAAGUCAAGUCUUGGAUCUCAGAGAUGAAGAUUUUUGUGUGAGCUCUGUCCUAGCGUCGGAUGUAAUACACGCAACUCGGAAAGACAUCCCGUGUAUAUUCAGGGUGACAGCUUCUCUCUUAGGUUUGCCUUCAAAGUCUUGUUCUCUACUGAUCCUGACGGAAAAUGAGAAUGAAAAGAGAAAGUGGGUUGGAAUCCUAGAAGGGUUGCAGUCUAUCCUGCACAAAAACAGGCUGAGGAACCAGGUUGUGCAUAUUCCACAAGAAGCCUAUGACAGUACCCUGCCUCUUAUUAAAGCAAGUUUAGCUGCUGCUAUUGUAGAUCGAGAUAGAAUAGCCAUUGGUUCAGAAGAAGGACUGUAUGUGAUAGAGGUGACCCGGGAUGUGAUAGUCCGAGCUGCUGACUGCAAGAAGGUGUACCAGAUAGAGCUUGCUCCCAAAGAAAAAAUCAUCAUCCUCAUCUGUGGUCGGAACCAUCACGUCCACCUUUACCCCUGGGCCUCUCUGGAUGGGUCAGAAGGGAACUUUGACAUUAAGCUUGCAGAAACUAAAGGCUGCCAAUUGAUUACAACUGGAACACUAAAGAAGAGUUCUUCUACUUGUUUGUUUGUGGCUGUCAAACGACAGGUUUUUUGCUAUGAAAUUCACAGAACUAAACCUUUCCACAAAAAAUUCAGUGAAAUUCAGGCUCCAGGAAUUGUACAGUGGAUGACAGUGUUCAAGGACAAGCUCUGUGUUGGCUACCAGUCUGGGUUCUCUCUGUUGACCAUCCAGGGAGAUGGACAAUCUAUAAACCUGGUAAAUCCUAAUGACCCCUCGCUUAUCUUCCUCUCACAGCAGUCUUUUGAUGCCCUUUGUGCUGUGGAGCUCAGUAAUGAGGAAUACCUGCUUUGCUUCAGCCAUAUGGGAGUUUACGUCGAUUCGCAAGGUCGAAGGUCACGCAUGCAGGAACUAAUGUGGCCUGCAACUCCUGUUGCCUGUAGUUGCAAUUCUUCAUAUGUAACAGUGUAUAGCGAGUACGGUGUUGAUGUGUUUGAUGUUAACACUAUGGAAUGGGUCCAGACUAUUGGCCUGCGAAGGAUCAGACCAUUAAACAUGGAUGGCACACUGAACCUCCUUAACUGUGAGCCACCAAGGUUAAUCUAUUUCAAGAACAAGUUUUCAGCAGGAGCUGGCCUCAGUGUACCAGAAACCUCUGACAACAGCAAGAAGCAAAUGCUCCGAACCAGGAGCAAAAGAAGAUUUGUAUUUAAGGUUCCCGAGGAAGAGCGGUUACAGCAAAGGCGGGAAAUGCUUAGAGACCCUGAGCUACGGUCAAAGAUGAUUUCUAACCCAACGAAUUUCAACCACGUGGCUCACAUGGGACCAGGAGAUGGAAUGCAGGUCCUCAUGGACCUCCCACUGGGUUUGUGUCUGUUACUGAAAAUAUGUGGAUGUGGUCAAAGUGUCCUACCUCCUGCCCAGGAUGAAAAAUCCUGUCAGUCUUCAGCCAACCUGUCACGGCAGCAGCAGCAGCAGAGAAACAAAACCUACAUCUCAUGGCCCUCGUCAAGUGGCAGUGAUGUGGGAGCAGCCAUGCCUUCCCGAAGUAUGUCCGACCCUGACCAGGAGUUUGACAAAGAGCCUGAUUCAGACUCCACCAAACACUCUACUCCAUCGAAUAGCUCAAAUCCAAGUGGUCCCCCAAGUCCCAACUCUCCUCAUAGGAACCAGCUGACGCUAGAUGGACUGGACCAGUCGACCUGUGACGCGUAACGCCACCGCCACUGCGGCUCCUGUCAUCCACUGCUCCACGGCGUUCAACAGCAGGGCAGCGCCGUCUCAGAUGCUAGUGCCAAGACUGACACAGACUCUCUAGUGUUGUACAAGAAUAAUUAUAUAUCCAGAUUGUAGAUACAAACUAUGGAAAUGAAGAAAAUUCUUUACUAAUAGCGAUUGGGCUUUUUAUGCAGAAUUGUUCACUGCUUGGUUACGGUUGAUUCCUUUCUGCACAGCUGUGACAGUUUUAUUGCAUAGGAGCAUUCAAGGCCACCGGUAAAUAGUCUUAUUCUUAUGGUGAAAGAGAAAUAGAGUUACUGAUAAUGUUGUUACAAUAUCAGGAAUAUUAUUUUUCUAUAGAAUGAUGUAAUGUCUGAUUAGCAGGAAAUCCUUUUAGACAGAAUUUGGACUUCUAAAUAGGAAAUGUGAGCAGGGCUAGUUACAUCCUCAGAUGAAUACACUUUUCCCUUUUUCCUGUAACUGUUUUUUUCCUAAAUCUUAAGGAGAAUGGUAGGAAGCUGUAGGUCGUUUCCAACAUCAGUAGAGUCACCAGGAAGUCAAAGAAAAGCUGGUUAUAGUUUUGUGGCCUUUUAAUUCAUUUAGCCAUUACAUAUACAGCUGAAUAACUGUCUUUCUGUCUUUCUACCAACUUUUUAGUCUUGUACAUAGGACUACUGACAGUUAUCUCUUUACCCAUUCCCUGCUUUUAGUCCUCAUCAGUCAUUAGUCAGGGCUUUUGAAAUACUGCUGUGAAAAAAAUUUUACUCCUAGUUCCUGCCUUUCUCCUCCUGAGAAGUUGUUUCUCCUGGGUUUUUGGUGUAAGGACACACUACGCUGUUUAGCUAGCAAGCCUUCUUGUGGACGCAUUGCCCUCUGAGUCUGCCUGACCCAGGGACUGUAUCGCACUAAACCAUCAGUCUGUUCAUUGGUUACCAAAGUGGAACAUGAAGGAUGUGUAACUGGGGGUGCUGCUUUUCUCAUUAAUUGUAUCCUCACCUGCAUGAAGACCCCAUGAUUAUUAAUCAAGUAUUGAUCAUGUAGAAAAAUGCACAACACACUCCUGUAUAUUUUGCGAUGGCCCAUGUGCGGUGAUGUUUUGCGUGUAUAUUUAAUCUCAUGCUUCCAUGUAUUAUACAUUUAGUACUCAAAGAUUUGUGACCAUGUUUCAUUAAAAGCUUGUAAUUAAUUCAGUGGCUGGCAUAUCCAGUUUGUCAUUGUCACACUAGUGUGCCUUCUGUGCCAAUUUUAUGACAGUUGGAUGUCACUUAUUUAAAAUUCAGUUUAAAUGGGCUAAUGAUAUACCAAUGGCUAAUGUUCUUUUCUGAAACACUGUAUAGGACGUGCACUUAUCUUUAGUUUAAACUGAGUGUUCUAGUCAACAUUUAAUCCUGUUACGUUAAGUGUUCGACAGUACUUGCUCUUUUUCUCAGAUUCUUGAUAAAGGGGCUCAGUUAGAGCUGGACACUACUGCUUUGGGGGUUUUCUGGUUUUUACUUUUUUAAUGUAAGUCUAAGUCUUUGUAAUUAUUGAAUUGUGAGAACAUUUUUGAACAAUUUACAUGUCAAUAAAGCAGAAGAGGGAGGUUUUAAAGUUUA